Messenger RNA from Mytilus californianus (California mussel), 1517 nucleotides. RefSeq lists its product as uncharacterized. Gene Ontology annotation, molecular function: RNA binding. The record is from RefSeq and is a predicted model, not a curated record. Gene Ontology annotation, biological process: mitochondrion organization; multicellular organism development; regulation of mRNA processing. The coding region runs from base 26 to 1513 and encodes 495 amino acids. NCBI's taxonomy places the organism in Eukaryota, Metazoa, Mollusca, Bivalvia, Mytilida, Mytilidae. The transcript has 9 exons. Gene Ontology annotation, cellular component: mitochondrion.
AAUAUGACCCAAUAAAAAAUGAACCAUGCGGACGAUUUUCCGUCAAAUAAUGAGAUGGUCAAUCAGUCACCAGCCGUCAUUCCAAAGCAGACGAUUUUUAAUGGAUAACCAAUUACUAAAAAUGAAUAAAUAUUUUAUGAGAUGCGAGGAAUAUCAAAGAAAAUAUGAUGCGGUUUCAAAAAAGACUUUUGUGUUGAAGAUGUCAAAUAAAAUGAAAAGUGGAGAAAGUAUAAGUCAUGAUGAUCUACAGACCAUGAUCCAUUUAGUUCAGUCCCCCAGGGAAAUUAAUCUUUGUGUGGAUAUGGCUAGAAGAUAUCAAACAGCAAAGGUUAAUGCAUCUGAAAACAGCAAAGUUUGUCCACCAGUGAAUCACCAACUAGCAACAAUUCAAUCACCUGUUAAUAAGGAAACUGCCAAAAUUCAUCCACCUGUAGAAAAUCAACCAGCCAUGUUUCUAGCACCUAAAAUUCACCAAACUUCAAAGGUUCAUGCUCCUGUAAAUCACCAAACAUCCAAGGUUUAUACACAUGUAAAACAUCAUACAGCAAAGGUUCAUGUGCUUGCAAACCAUCAAAAUAACGAAGUUCGUUCUCCUGGUAACAACAAUUAUUGCAAGGUUUCUUCAUUUUCUAAUCACCAACUUGCCAAUGAUCAUACAUCCAUAACUGAUGAAACUGGUAAUGUUCCUAAUCCAGCAAAGUACCAGAAUGGCAAGUUGGACAUUGGACCACAGUUCAUGAGGAUGUUGCAUCAUUUUAAGAAAGCAUAUAUUGCAAUUAUGUUUAUGGAAGAUAGGUCCACCAUGAGGAACUUUCUGUAUAACAACUCUGUGAUUGAUGUGUAUAUGGAUCUUCUAUUCAAGACAGGAGAAUAUGAGAAAGUUGUGAAAACCUAUGAAGAAAUAGAUUAUUUUAAUGAACAAAAACUUACAAAUCAUAUGACACUGGUCAUGGCAGCUUUAUAUAAUUUAAAUACACAGGAAGCUUUGGAGAAAGCUGUUGAAAUCAUACGUGACAAAUAUUUACAGGAUAUAACUGUGACACCACCAAAGGCACGAGCAUUUGCUGCAGCUUUAGCAUUAAGACAGGAUGAUCCUAAUCUGGCAUUGAAUAUUCUACAGCUUGGUUCUGAAAGUCAUUCCAUAAAUAAUAUAAACUCAGCUAUAAGAGUUAUGGCACUUGCGAAAUUAGACAAAGUUCAUGAAGCAUUUCAAAUGUUAGAUUUGUUCCAUAAUCAGAUAGGUGGAACCUAUAAAAAGCCAAUUAGAAUAUACCCAGAAUGUCUGAAUGCAUUGAAUGAUAUGGUCAAAAGAAAUAGUGAUCCAGAAAUUCUAGAGAAAUUUACACAAAUGAAAAAUAAUUUACGACAAGCUGGACUAAUAAACUGUGUUCCAUUAUUUCAAAAACUUUCACAUACUCUAUAUAGUAAUCCUCCUAAUAUAUGCAAAUGUGAAUUAAAUGAAUAUUUUACAUCUGAUAGAUGUAACCCGGUGUAUAAAAUAAAAGUGCCAUAAAUCA